Messenger RNA from Frankliniella occidentalis (western flower thrips), 2106 nucleotides. RefSeq names its product thioester-containing protein 1 allele R1-like. The transcript has 6 exons. Gene Ontology annotation, cellular component: extracellular region. The record is from RefSeq and is a predicted model, not a curated record. Lineage: Eukaryota; Metazoa; Arthropoda; Insecta; Thysanoptera; Thripidae. The annotation marks the transcript as partial.
UGUGCCAACGACUUUGUAUUCGGCUUGUAUCUCAAAUUCGCGCCUCUCCCGUGUCUCGCACAGCAAUUCACGUCCAAGUACCGCAACACGAUCAACAAGGCCGUCGACUACCUGGUGCGCAACAUCGGCGGCGUGGAGGACGAGUACGCCAUCGCCGUGACGACGUACGCGCUGCACCUGGCGCUGCACCCGACCAAGGACGUGGCCUUCAACCUGCUCGAGUCCAAGGCGCACUCGGACGGCGACCGCAAGUGGUGGAACCAGACGCUGCCCGCAUCCGAGCUGCGCAACCCCUGGCACACGCGGCCCAACUCGCUCGCCGUCGAAAUGACGGCGUACGCCCUGCUCACGUACCUGCAGCGCGGGCUCGUCGCCGACGCCAUGCCCAUCCUGCACUGGCUGCUGGCGCAGCGCAACGCCCACGGCGGCUUCGUCUCCACGCAGGACACGGUGCUCGGCAUGCAGGCGCUGUCGGAGCUGCUGCAGCGCACCGCCUCGCCGCCCUCCAACGUGGUGGUGACCUUCUCGUACCGCGCCGGCGGCGGCCAGACGUCCAGCAUCAGCAUCAACCGGGUCAACUCCAUGAUCCUGCAGAAGCAAGAGGUGCCGCGCGGGGUCCGCGAGGUGCAGAUCAGCGCCACGGGUAGCGGCCUGGCCCUGGUGCAGGUGUCGUACAGCUACAACGUGAACGUGACCGGCGCCUGGCCGCUCUUCACCCUCGACCCGCAGGUGGACAAGAACUCCGACAGCAACCACCUGCAGCUGUCCAUCUGCUCCGGGUUCGUGCCCAACCAGGUCGCCAACGCGAGCAACAUGGCCGUGAUGGAGGUGUCCCUGCCGUCGGGCUUCACGGUGGACCGGGACGCGCUGCCCAGCCUCGAGCAGUCGCAGCACGUCCGGCGCGUGGAGACCCGGGACCAGGACACCGUGGUCGUGCUGUACUUCGACAAGAUGGUCCGGAGGGAGUACUGCCCGACCGUCUCGGCCUUCCGCACGCACAAAGUGGCGCGACAGCACGCGGUGCCCGUCGUGCUCUACGACUACUACGACCAAUCUCGCCGAGCGCGCGCCUUCUACGAGCCCCGCAAGGCCACGCUGUGCGACAUCUGCGACGACUGCCCGUCCACGUGCGCCGUCGGGCCUCGCACGGGCGAGAGGCUCACCGACGACGGCUCGGCCUCGGAGCCGGGCGCCGCGGCCGCGCUGACGGCGUCCUGGGGGGCGCUCCUCGCCGCCAGCCUCGCCGUCCUGGCCUGGCUGCUCUAGCCUCGAGCGUGGAAAGUCAUGUUGACACGUCAACGGAUGGGAAGUGUUUUGCGUGGAGUGCAGCUAGAGUAAAGUCUGUGACUAUUUGUAUAUAGGUGGGUGGGAAGGAGUCUCGUGUAAAUGCGUGAAUGCGUGAGUGCUUAAUGUGUGAGAGAGGUAGAGUGAGAGAGAGGAAGAUGUUGUGAUGAAAUUCCCUGGUAGCGCCGAUUUGGUGAUGCGCAUUAAAACGCUCUAGAAAGGGGACACAUGUUAAACGCAUUUCAUAUGCAAUGCGUAUAAAAUGUGUUACUUUUAUGAAAAUUGACGUGCGCAUUGCAUUUAAUGCGCAUGAAGUGCAUUUGUGCAACUAGAGAUGAAGGAGCUAAUAAUUAAUUGUGUAUUCUGGUCAUUAACAUACUUUAAGAAGAUGCUGAAGGUAGAAUGAGUAUAUACCUCGCCUUUUGUUCCCUGCAGUAGAUAACUUUCAAUUAUUUUAAACCACGACUGAGAUAGGGAAUGGAUUCAGGGGUUAAAAGUAUUAGCACCACCCUAGUUUCUAAUUUAAGACGUCAUGAUUAACGUAAUGUACCUAAUUAAAUAACAUUUAAGACAUGUUCAACUUAACAGGAACUGCGAGUACUGAACACGUAUCAUUGUUACUGCUGUUAAUUUAUUCACUAUAUGUAUAACAAAUCUAUUGGAAAUUGUUAGAGUUUUUACAUAAACUGCAUUGAGAUUGAGCCGGCACACAGAGCGGAAGGUGUGUAUGCUUGGCUCCGUCGUAGGAUACUAUUGAAAGCAGGCUGUGAUUUCAUUUCCAAUUCGUAGCAGUCAGAAACAAAAUAAAACCGAAAUAAAACA